UUCCCGUUCCCUCCCUUCACUGCAAGCCCAAGUUUGCCGCUUCUAUUUCCCAGUUCGUUUCUUGACACUCUCUCUAUAUUCACGGUCCAACCCUAGCUCAGAUGAGCCGCCGCCGUCACCCGCCGUCGCUAGCGCCGGCGGCCCCACUGGACGACGAGGACCUCCUCCGCCUCCAUCAGCAGCCAUCCUCCCUCGCCCGCGCCUCCUCGGUCUGCACGCGCUGGCGCGGCAUCCUCUCCGACCCCCAAUUCCUCAAACGCUUCCGCAAACACCAUGGAAAACCUCUGCUCCUCGGCUUCUUCGCGGGGCCUGUUUUCAGAGACCACGUCUUCACUCCCGUCCCGGACUCGCCCGACCGCAUCCUUGUCGCACGCUUCUCCAUGACCAUGCCACAGAGCCACAACCCCUUCGACCGCUGGGACUUGGUCGGCUGCCGCCACGGCCUCGCCGUCCUGAUCAACAAGUGCCGGAAGGAGGUUGUCGUAUCGGAUCCCCUAACCGGCCGGCAGCAGUGCGUGCGUUUUCCACCGGGGCUCUGCGACGCCCUAUGGGGGAUUUUUUGUGACUGGCACGGAGCGGUGCUGUGCGCUGACGGCGAAGAUGGGCAUGUGCAUGGCGAUUGCCUAUCGAGCCCGUUCAAAUUGAUCUUGAUACGCAACGAAGACAUGCGGACAUUCGGCUCUCUCUACGACUCGGUGUCUCGUGUUUGGGGAAAUAUUUUCUCGGCGACUACAAAUAGUAUUUGUAGUAUAAGGUCCAGCAUUCUUGCCGGGAAUGCACUUUGCUGGUUGAUUUCGGGAGGUGCUGUCCUUGUGUUUGAUUUGGAAAUGCAGAACCUUAGCGUGAUCGAGAAGCCAGCAGAAAACCAUGUUAUCACUAGCUGGUGUUUGCAGCUAGUAUGGAUGGAGGAUGGCGGACUUGGCCUCGCUGUUUUGUCGGAGCUGACUGUCCAAUUAUGGGUGAGGAAAUCUAACCAUGAUGGUUUUGUCGGAUGGGUGUUGCUGCAGAAAACCAUUCCACUGGAGGGGAUGUUUAAACGGAGAAUGUGUAGUGACCGCACUCUUUGUGGGGUAUGAUGAGGACACAAAUGUGAUUGUUCUGACUACCAUGAUUGGCAACUUCAUGCUCCAACUUGACUCGAUGCAGCUCAAACAUAUUGUUGAAAGAAACAACAUAUGUUUCGACACCUUUUGGCCCUGUUUGGUUCGGCUAUGGAUUUCUAAAAGCAGAUGUGAAAAAUCUGAUGUGGAAAAACAGCUGUGGAAAAUCUGAUAUGAAAAGGAUGUAGGUCAUUUGGCAAACCAACUGAUACAACUUUUUCAGAUUUUGGCCCACAGCGGAAUCAGAUUUUGGAAAGCACGUCCUGGCCUGCUUCCGCUUUUGGUUCAGAUUUUGACAGCGGAUUUUUGGGAUCGGAUUCUGCUGGGUUCGCCCUUUGGUUCAGAUUCUGCUGCGCGGUAGCGGAAUCCGUCGAUAAAAGCUGAACCAAACAGGGCCUUUAUCCCUACACGAAUUUCUACACUGCAGGUAGGAGAAUUGCUGGUGGAGAUGGUGGAGCUGAAAAUGCAAACACAUGAGAUCUGCUAAUGUGCCUAAUGUGCUAUGUUGGUUGAACAGGAAUAAAUUGAGAGAGGGUGAGCUACCUCUUACUGCAACAGAUGUUGUGCAGAGAACAAAGUGUUGUGUCCUUGAAUAUCAACAGAUUUACCUUGCACCACCGAAGAAGAUUCCCAUGGAUGCAUGGAGGCCGCCGGAGGGGGACACGAUAAAGAUCAAUUUGGAUGGGUCACUCAUUCCUGGCGAGGAAUAUGCGGGCUGGGGGCUGGUAGCGCGGACGGCUGAAGGUCAAAUUGUUGCUGCUCGUGCGGGCUGUCAGGACAAUGUGCGAGAUGUUUUUGCAGCUGAGGCAAUUGCCUUGUCCCAGGCCGUUUAUCUUGCGGCUGACCUGGGAAUGGUACGAGUCAGACGCUUCGGCUUAUGCGGCGGUUAUUGAGGACACGAAAUUUCAGUUGAAAAUGUGGUUCUCCUCUCAUGUAAUAUCUGUGUGUCGCCGCUCGGCAAAUUGUGUAGCCCAUGAACUUGCUAGUCUGGGCCGUUUAUGUGUGUCGCACCACUGUAUGCAGUGGGACUCAGAUGUACCAGCCGUCGUGGCUGAUCGUGCUUUGGCUGAUAUUGGCCAGCACUGUUAAGUUAAAGCUAUUGCUUGCCUAAAAAAAACAUCUUCCCUCCCAAAGCUUUGUUGUU
This is a messenger RNA of Aegilops tauschii subsp. strangulata, 2244 nucleotides long. RefSeq lists its product as uncharacterized. The record is from RefSeq and is a predicted model, not a curated record. Lineage: Eukaryota; Viridiplantae; Streptophyta; Magnoliopsida; Poales; Poaceae. Gene Ontology annotation, molecular function: protein binding.